GAACAAACAGUUUAAACUAGGCUUUUUAGUACAGACAUUUACACUAAGAUUAUUAAUGUUGUUUUGUGUUCGCCUACUAUUAUACAACCUGGAUGAUAGAGCCUAUUGUAGAUCACCGUGAAUUUGCAACCUUUUCGGCGAAAACUGUGACUGCUAAAAAGAUAAUAUAGCCUAGAGGAUUUGCAAAAUGUCACGAGGAACAAGUGCUGGAUUUGACCACUACAUUACAAUUUUCUCUCCAGAAGGAAGGUUAUAUCAAGUUGAAUAUGCUUUCAAAGCUGUCAAUCAGAGUGGAGUAACAUCAGUUGCUAUUCGUGGAGCAGAUUGUGCAGUUGCAGUUACACAAAAGAAAGUGCCAGAUAAACUUUUAGAUGCUGAAACUGUGACCCACAUGUACCAAUUAACAGAACACAAUGGAUGUGUUAUGACUGGACUUGUUGCUGAUAGUCGAUCACUUGUCCAAAGGGCACGAUCCGAGGCAGCACAUUGGAAAUACAAGUAUGGCUAUGAGGUUCCUGUAGAUAUGCUGUGUCGAAGAAUCGCGGACAUCUCACAAGUUUACACACAGAACGCCAGCAUGAGGCCACUUGGGUGCAGUAUGAUUUUAAUUGGCUACGAUGAAGAGAAAGGACCUCAGGUUUUCAAGACUGACCCCGCAGGCUACUUCUGUGGCUACAAGGCUACGAGUGUCGGCGUCAAACAAACCGAGGCUAACAGCUUCCUAGAGAAGAAACUAAAAAAGAAACAGGAUUGGUCAUAUAACCAAACAGUUGAGACUGCUAUCAAAUGCCUAAGUACUAUACUCUCAGCUGACUUCAAACCAUCUGACAUCGAAGUUGCUGUCGUAACUAAAGAAAAUCCCAAGUUUAGAACUUUAACAGAGACAGAGGUUGAUGGCCACCUUGUUGCCCUAGCAGAGAAAGACUAAAAACCACCACACACUACUAAUCAUCAUUGCUUACACAAUGAACAUUUGACCAUCCGUGCCACUGCACACAAGCGAUUUAAACAAAGGAUUUUGGAAUAUUCCAUAAAUGCUUACGUUAUUUAGGCGAGUUCUAUAAGAUGUAUUGAUUUGAAAGUUCAAGUAAACCUCUUCAGAGGUAUUCCUUUAUACGUGUAUAUAAACUAUAAAUAUUCAUUAGAUAAUGUCUAAUGAUUGAUAUUUAUAAACUUUAAAAAAGCUAUAUGAAUAUUCAUAAACCAGCAAUUUAUAUUCAUAAGAUUAAGUUAUCUUAUGAAUAAACCUGCAAUGUAUGUACAGGAGAGCCCUUAUUAAGGGGUCCCCAUCAGGACCAAAAAAGUGUCCCCUUAAUAGGGCUUUCUCCUUAAUAGAUUUGUCUCCUUAAUAGGGGUGUCCCAAAAGAGAGGUUCUACAGUUGUAAGGCUAGUUUACCAUAUUGAUAUUCAUAAACUAGUUCUAAUUUACUUAAUGAAUAUGUUAAACUACCAUGUGAGUAUAGUAUGCCUAUCAGUGAUCAUCAAGCAGUGUUGAAUGUUGGACUGUUUCAUUUAUUGAAGGGUUUUCUGAUGUGUAAAGAAAUAAAUUUCAAGUAGUCUAAGCAAACUA
Messenger RNA from Anneissia japonica, 1570 nucleotides. RefSeq names its product proteasome subunit alpha type-6-like. The record is from RefSeq and is a predicted model, not a curated record. Gene Ontology annotation, cellular component: cytosol; proteasome core complex; nucleus. Bases 188 to 928 code for a protein of 246 amino acids. Gene Ontology annotation, biological process: ubiquitin-dependent protein catabolic process. The transcript is spliced from 7 exons. NCBI's taxonomy places the organism in Eukaryota, Metazoa, Echinodermata, Crinoidea, Comatulida, Comatulidae.